CAGUUGUCGGUGGUGGCGCUGUGACGCACCCAGCUGUCCAACAGUGUGCUGGGGUUAUGGAGAGCGAAUGGUGCAGCCAGCUAGGAGAUGUCUGAGUAGAAACCUGCAUUGUUUUUCCAACACGAACAGCGUUAAAUCCCCGUGUUGACGAUGGGGCAAUGUGGUAUCACGUCGUCGAAGACGGUUUUGGUCUUUCUUAACCUGAUUUUUUGGGCCGCUGCUGGAAUCCUUUGCUAUGUUGGAGCCUAUGUCUUCAUUACAUAUGAUGACUAUGAUCACUUCUUUGAAGAUGUGUACACUCUUAUCCCAGCGGUAAUCAUCAUUGCAGUUGGAGCUCUCCUUUUCAUCAUUGGGCUCAUUGGAUGCUGUGCUACAGUGAGGGAGAGCUACUGUGGACUUACAACGUUUGUCGUCAUUCUUCUGCUGGUUUUCAUGACGGAAGUGGCAGUGGUGGUUCUCGGAUAUAUUUACAGAGCAAAGGUUGAAGAUGAAGUUAAUAGUUCUAUCAUGAAAGUUUAUGAUGAGUACAAUGGCACGAAUAGCAACGCCCAGAGCCGUGCCAUUGACUACGUUCAGAGACAGCUUCAGUGUUGUGGGAUUCACAAUUACUCGGACUGGCAACACACACGCUGGUAUGAACAAUCAAAAAACUACAGCGUACCCAUCAGCUGCUGCAAAUCUAACGCUGGAAGUUGCACGGGCUCUCUUACUCAUCCUGAAGAUCUUUACCAAGAAGGGUGUGAAGCGCUUGUUGUGAAGAAACUGCAGGAGAUCAUGAUGUAUGUCAUUUGGACUGCGCUGACAUUUGCUGCCAUGCAGAUGCUGGGGAUGCUGUGUGCAUGUGUCGUGCUGUGCCGGAGAAGCCGAGAUCCUGCCUACGAGCUGCUAAUUACCGGGGGCACCUAUGCAUAAAGAGAAAGUAUUUCUCACCAUAAUAUUAAAUGAGAAUUUAUAGGCGAGAACAUGGAAAAUAACCUAUUACCACACUAACCUUAAUGCACUAACCACAGUUAAGUUUUACCUGUUUUUUUUUCCAAAAAGCUAUUAUCCAAAUUCUUUAAAGGUCACUGAGAGUCAGACGCUCAUGUUGUUUGCUCUGAGGAUGGCAUGAGGUUUGUUCCUUUUUACCAACCGAAACCUGGAUGAUAAUGCUCAGAGUUCUAUGUGGGUAGUGCAAUUUCCUCGUUGGUUUGCACUAUAUCUAUGGCUAACACAUUGUAUUUUAUCUUUAAAAUCUGUCAUGUACUUGAAAGAAAGCAUAUAAUUUACUUUGUACCUCAACUGCUGUUACUUCUGAUACUAUUAUUCUACUAUGACAACUACCCCUGCAGCUCCUGCAGCUCAAAUGUUAUUUUUAAUCAGCAGUGUUUUGUCAAGAAACAGUAAAACCACAGUAGAAGUAAAGGACACCGCAUGUUUUUGUGUGUAAACUAUGUAACUUCACUGGCAUUUGUGUAUUCGAUCGUUAUUUUUCGAAUCCUUUAGUAUGUGGAGUAUUUCAAAUAGUAGCGUAUUCUUAUGACUUCACCUCAUAGCUGCUUUUGUUUUUGUUGCAGUUUCCUGAUGGUAGUUUUCGAAUGUGACUUGCUGAUAUGUAGCAACGGCAAGACUCAAGAAUGUAAAUGCAACAUAUUUAAAGAAAGGAAGUUUAAAAUUAAACCAAAUGUUUCCCGGUG
This is a messenger RNA of Archocentrus centrarchus (flier cichlid), 1676 nucleotides long. Its product is annotated as tetraspanin-3. Lineage: Eukaryota; Metazoa; Chordata; Actinopteri; Cichliformes; Cichlidae. Bases 151 to 912 code for a protein of 253 amino acids. The record is from RefSeq and is a predicted model, not a curated record. The transcript is spliced from 7 exons. Gene Ontology annotation, cellular component: plasma membrane.